Messenger RNA from Pyricularia grisea, 2261 nucleotides. RefSeq lists its product as uncharacterized. Lineage: Eukaryota; Fungi; Ascomycota; Sordariomycetes; Magnaporthales; Pyriculariaceae. The record is from RefSeq and is a predicted model, not a curated record. The transcript is spliced from 2 exons. The coding region runs from base 1 to 2130 and encodes 709 amino acids. Gene Ontology annotation, biological process: DNA-templated transcription; regulation of DNA-templated transcription. Gene Ontology annotation, molecular function: DNA-binding transcription factor activity, RNA polymerase II-specific; zinc ion binding; DNA binding.
AUGGAAACCAUCAUUACGGACUGGCUGCAGGUCGAAGGAGGAACUAAUCCUAAGAGGAAGCGAGCAGAACAAGUAUGCUCCGCCUGCCACGCAAAAAAGAUAAAAUGCGAUCUUCAGAAACGACUAGCGCAAGGCGAGCAACGAUGCACAGCUUGCGAUGGCGCCGACCGGCAAUGCGAUGUGCGACACUCGAAAAGAAGGAGGAAAACAACUACGAACUCGACCACCACUAAUCCAACCACUACACCGGCGGCGGCCACUUCACAGCCGGCACGACCACCGGAAGAGUAUAGAAGACGAUCGGUGGUCAGUGAAGCGCAUGUUGACCUUCGCACGCCACCAUCGUCUCAUUUCAGCCAAGCUCGGCAUAAUUUGCCAAAUACCUGCCCCUCCUACAUAUCAAACCACAGCCCCGAAUCCUUUCGCACCACGCGCACCGGCGAUACAGGUCACGAAUUAGGCACUGGCAGGACCGCAAGCGAUGUAGACACUGGCUUUCUUCAAGUUUACGGUCCAGAGCAAGAUAUAGACGUUGAGGAACAGGAACAGGAGGCCGCAUUAGGUCAUCCCCACCACAACACGCUCGCCUUUCAACAAAGAGAGCUGCACGAGAUAUUUGCCGAAACAUACAGCGAGUAUUGCUUCACAUGGUGUCCAGUACUCGACCCCGAUACAUUACUUCGGGAAGUUGCUCGGUCACCGUUGCUGGCAAAUGCCGUUGCCCUCGCUGCAAGUCACAUACGGCCACCGCUUCUCCCACACGAUGGACCGGCAGCCUAUUACAAGGCCGCCACCACUAUGUUUUACAACGACGAGGAGCCUGAUCCCUUGACAACACUACAGGCCGUGUCACUUUUCUACUGGUGGGCAAAGAAACCACCAACCAUGAUUCACCGUCACUCGAGCUGGUGGUGGCAAACUGUCAUCAUUCGCCAGGCACAGCAAAUGAAUAUACAUCGGGAAACUCAAGCGCCAAAAGAGCCACCAGAAGACGAUGCAUCGCCUAUUGCCCACGCACAGGCGUUGCUCUCGGUGGGAGGCCAUUACUUUCCAGCUCCCGCUUCAGCAGUACCGUACCGACCCGAGAUUAGCAUCCGUCGACGCAUCUGGUGGACUGCGUUUGCAAGGGAGAGACUGACGGCGCUCUGCCAGAGUAAACCAGCCGUCAUCGAUCCAGAAGAUUGCAAUAUACAAGAGUGUACCUUACAUGAUUUCCCACCCGAUCCAGCCCUUCAGCGCAAAGGAGAAAUAUUUAUCUAUUGGGUCAGGCUAUGUGGCAUCAUGGGUCGCAUGGCCAAGCAGCUCACUCGCGCUGCUCCAGAUGAGCCAUUCCCCUUACACCUGAGGCGGGAGCUAGUCACAUGGGUCAAGUCUUUACCGCCUCAUCUGGUCCUUCCAAUACAAACAGGAACGACCUCUGCGUCUACGUUUGACAGGGACAUUCACUUGUUACACUUGCCAUAUUUCACGAGCAUCAUUGUUCUGCACCUUCGCAAAUCCGCCCGUGCCCCGGUACCACAGGCUCUUCCGGCCGCGAUACUGGCUGCGAGCUGUACGGCAAGAAUCCUGCGUGACGUACUUGCGAGAGGCGAUUCUAGAUAUUUACCAGCAAUCACAUGUUGGUAUACGGGCUCAGCUUUCAUAGCUUUGCUCCAGGCCACCCGCAUCGAAAGCAUAGCUGCCGAAGCAACCGCUGGACUGGAUAUUAUAACUGCCACAGUGGACCAGCUACAGAUCAUGUGGGGGUCGGCCAAAAUUAUUCGGAAUGGCUUUGACAGGUUAAGGGCGCAGCAGCAUCAGCUGCAUGCGCAGAGCCGGCAGCCGAGUGCCGUGUCUGUUCCUGAGGCAAUUGUACCGGAAGCUGAACACAGGAUCACGCCGGUAGCAAGUGAUGAACUGCCGGAGCUGGACAAGUGGGAAAGCUUGUUCCCAUUUGUGACGAGGGAUACAAGCGGCAUAGCUGCCACACUGCUGCCGAUUAGACGAGAGCCAAGGGACGCGACCAGGAUGCCGACGCCCGAUAACAUGUUGUUCCAAGAUAGGGAUUCAUACAUGGCGGGUCUCCUGGAUCCCUUUGGCUACGGCAGCUUGGAGUUUGCCGACCUUGGAAUGCCUGAAUUCGGUGUGUAAAUGCAGUGGUUUCUUUUCUGGGAUUAGCCCCUUUGUAUUCUCACUCCUUCUUCUGAUGACAUGAACCCGACACCGAUGAAAUGUUUCCAUUUUCAAUAGAUCUUAUGUCAUAUCGCUAUGCCAUGCCUCGC